CAGGCUUUGAAUGGAUUUCUAAUGAUGAUGACUCAAAAUGGAAAAUUAUUAUACAUAUCGGAUAACGCAGCUGAAUAUUUGGGUCAUUCUAUGGAAGAUCUUUUAAUUCACGGUGACAGCGUGUACGACAUUAUCGACAAACAAGACCAUCAAGCAAUACAAACGGAAUUAGUUAGAAAUUCAAACUCACCGUCCGACGACGACAGAAUGUUUUUAUGCAGAAUGAACGUAUCUAGAAAUGCAAGAAGACAAAUGAGAUUCGGUGAUCAAAAAGUCGUACUUGUCCAGGGUCAUUAUUUAUCAUUCUUGCCGCUUUGUAGCAGAAACGAACCUGUGUUCCUAGCCACAUGCACACCAGUUGCAAUGCCCGAAACGAGAGAAUGCGUCGUACAGGGUGCGACAAACGUAUUCACGUCAAUACAUUCAAUGGAUAUGAAAUUCAUACACAUAGAUAAAAACGGAGAAUUUCAUUUAGGAUUUCCCAGACCUGAAUUACAGGGAGCUUCGUGGUAUCAUCUUUUACAUUGGGAUUGUAUGAGAGAAGCACAAAGCAAACAUAGAUUAAUUACACAAUCAGAACAAGAUAGAUCUUGCAUUUUGUUACUUAGACUGCAAAAAAGAACAGGAGAUUGGUUGUGGGUUCAUUGCGUCCUUCAGGUUAAAGAUAAUAUGGAAAACAGUCAACAGCCGGUUAUUGUUUGUACAAAUCAAGUUUUAAGUGACAAAGAGGCUGCGGUAAUGUUAACAAAUGGCUGGCUUUAUCAUUAUUACAUGGUACAAAGUAAGCUUCAAUAUGGACUCGCGUACGAAGCAGCAGCAGCGACGAGAAUGGCUGCUGCAGCUGCUUAUUAUCAUCCUCAUUCCCAACAUCCUCAAUCCAUAGGAACAUAUCCUCAUCACAUUGGCCAUCAACAUUUGGAAUCUUCUCAUCAUCAUCAUCAUCAUCAUUCUUAUUUACAACAUCAAAUAUCUCCUAACGAAAAUCAUAAUUCUACUUCCGGUUACAUUCUUCCCCAUAACUCAUCUAAUUUUAAACAAGAAAGAUUAGAUCCGGAUGCGACGCCGGUUGAUUAUUCCGUACAUUCGCAGUCCGAAAUACAAAACAGAUCAAAUAUCACGGAUCAUUAUCAUCAGGAUCAUAAUCAAAAUCACAUAAAUCACGACGAAAACAGAUCACCCCCGGUAAUUCAACAUACGUCGCACAAGAGAAGAUCGGUUAAAUUAGAAAAUGUAAAAAACGAAAGUUCUCCGAGAGUGUCACCGAAUUCGGAAAUAAUUGUCGAUUUAGAUAGAAACGGAAGCGGAAUGUACACGAGUGGAAAUGGAGGAGUAGGAGGAGGAGGUGGUGGAGCUUUAAUGUUAGCGGCGACGCCGGUUCCUUUACACUCUUUUGUGAGACCACGAGUACUCAUAAAGGGAGGAAUGGUAGACCCCGCAGAAUUUAUGGAACAAUGGAAUCCGAGUCCUCCGUGGAGCGACACCACCGUUCAAAAAGUUCCGGAUAUCAUUCAUCAAGAUCUCAGCCCCUACGUGACUACCACGCCGCCGACACCGACUGGAACUCCUUCGAGCCUUUCGGUCGGAAGUUUGUCUCAUCAACCACCUCAUUCGGCAUUUUCAUUUGACUGGGCGCCCGAACAAUACGUGCCUACUUUACAACACCCUAGGGCGGUACCUUUGGCGGACGAAGAGCAAAAUAUGAAUUCAUCGUGGCCUUCAGAGCAUAGACUGUUUCCCCUUCAGCCUCCUCCUCCGCCACGAUUAUUACAACCACCGCCACCAUCAUCCGUACUAAAAAUGGAACAGGAAACGGAUUCAUCAUCGAGGAAAGGUAUUAUAUUUUUUCUUUCUAAACAUUUUACCGCCAUAUUUAAAUAA
Pediculus humanus corporis (human body louse) is the source of this 1878-nucleotide messenger RNA. RefSeq names its product hypoxia-inducible factor 1 alpha, putative. The transcript is spliced from 7 exons. The record is from RefSeq and is a predicted model, not a curated record. Lineage: Eukaryota; Metazoa; Arthropoda; Insecta; Psocodea; Pediculidae. Bases 25 to 1878 code for a protein of 617 amino acids. Gene Ontology annotation, biological process: regulation of transcription by RNA polymerase II. Gene Ontology annotation, molecular function: DNA-binding transcription factor activity, RNA polymerase II-specific; RNA polymerase II transcription regulatory region sequence-specific DNA binding.